CUCCUGUUUUUUUGGCAUUUCUCGUUACCAUUUCAAUGAUCUAUUACCAACGAAACUGUAAGAACUACUAUAAAAAGCUCUUAUUAAUUACUAUUAAGCAUGUUCCUUUCUCGAUCUGUAAAUAAGCAAAGCAUCCAGGGGCACUUUCAAAGUUUGCCACUUUCUCGGAAGCUUCGCGCUUCCUCUUUUAAAUAAUGAUCAAAACGCUCCGCCAUUUCGAUCUCCAUCACUAGUAUAACCACUACUGUCUUUCAUACAAAGUAAACUUAAUUCCAACGACAAGCAUCGCAUGAAAACACGCACACAUUCUCGAACUCAAAAAUCAUUAAUCCUAUCCUCCGCUUCAUGAGUUCCCGUUCCCGGUCUUUGACGCAUAACCGGCGACGUGACGAGUUUAGGCUUCCUCCGACGGCCUCCAUCAGGUCCCUCAAGACCUUACCGCCGGACCGACACUCCGACAUAGUUCGACGGCCCGGAGGUUUCACCACCGCCCCUAGAAGGCUUAAUUCUGCACCGUCCAUCGGCGGUUCCACCUCCGGGCUGACGAGGCUGCUGCUCAACGUGACGAUCGAGAGGAGCUUGGGGCCCGUACAGUUGGUCAUGCCGCAGGAGAACACGAUCCGGGACUUGAUAAAGGCAGCGCUGGAGAUCUACGAUAGGGAGAAGAGGAGGCCGUUGCUGCCGGCGACUGAUCCUCACCGUUUCGAACUCCACUACUCGCAAUUCAGCUUGGAGAGUAGGCGUCCGAGUUUGAGGCCAGAGGAAAAGCUGAUGAACUUGGGAUCUCGGAAUUUCUUUUUGUGCUCAAAGCCAUCCACGUCUGCAGGUUCUUCUUGCUCCGAGGAAGCAAAGAAGGCAACCGACAUUGCUUUUCCAUUAACAAAGUUGAUGGAUUUCUUGUUAUAGACCUUAGUUUAUAAGUUUUCUUUUCCUCCUCUUUUUCCAACAAAGCGCUGCUUUGAUGAUGCUUGUUAUUAAGAAUAAUUAUAUUUUAGUUUGUAUAUUAGGUGGCAUCGUUUGUAAAUUCUUUCAUAAAAAAGAAGAAUAAAAAAAAGGAAAGAAAGAGGCUCUCUUGUCUCUCAA
Molecule: messenger RNA, 1083 nt
Organism: Carya illinoinensis
Lineage: Eukaryota; Viridiplantae; Streptophyta; Magnoliopsida; Fagales; Juglandaceae
Exons: 2
Coding region: 346-906 (186 amino acids)
Source: RefSeq, a predicted model, not a curated record